AUUCUUUCUUUGGGCAUCCAAUUUUGGCGCUGACACAGUGUCAUUCCUGCUGACCAAACAGUGUACUUCCCGCUUACAGUGAUUACAGUUGGCCCUCCUCCAGUCAAGCUGACCUUAUCAAUGCUCGUCUAUUGUACAUAGCUGACCGGCAGCCCCUCAAUAUAGUUCAAUCAUAGCCUAUGCUAUUGUGUUCCACAUGUUCCCCAAGUCAAAACACGAUGAUUGUUGGGUUUAGAACUGCCAGCCAGUAGUCACCAUAACCUUUCAUCAGCCCUACCAAGCAUACUAGAUCCAAAAGCGGGCUCCAUCAUGGCCCCUGCCAGAGGGGAUGCAGCAUGGGAACGAACUACUGGCUCGUGCAGCCACGUGGCUAUUUUUGCUCAAUCUGGCCCUGCAAAUAUGGCUGACUUUGGCUCACAGAGCAUCUCAUUCAAGAAUGUUGAUGGCUGGCCCUCCUUCCUUCAAACUCGCACCCAGAGAAACACUCCAGAGACGCUCACUUCGCGGUCGUCGCAAGGAUCCUUCAUCGAGGCGAAUGACGAUUAUCUCGACUUUGAACAGGAACAGGAACAGGACCAAGAUGACCAAACAGGUAUCCAGUAUUCAAUCGAAUGGCGAAUCACCUACAAUAAGAAGAAACUCCCUAAGGAUACCGAAUCAGACGUUACGCAAGCACCUGAGACAUACUGGAAAGACAUUCUUAAGCACAAGCUAGAGAAGCAUGCGGCCAAAAAACUAGCGUCGAUUGCAGACUACCACGUAGAAGAUACUAACAUCAAUGUGUCUGUUCGCGAUCGCUCGAUCCGUGACCUCACCAAUGCUACGACGGUCUAGACAUCAACUGGGACGAGAUAGAUAAGCCGCUCCGUUCUUGGGCUCCACUGGAUAAGCCUCUAAGAUUAGACAUCACGUUUAACUACGUGGACACUAACCAGUCCGAUGACGAGAUAGCACUCGGCCGCCAACGUGGCCGGUCUUCUGCCACCAAAGCUAUGCUCUCCAGACGGGCUAGACAAAUUGAUGCUGAAGAGGCUUCCGGUCA
Molecule: messenger RNA, 1042 nt
Organism: Truncatella angustata
Lineage: Eukaryota; Fungi; Ascomycota; Sordariomycetes; Amphisphaeriales; Sporocadaceae
Exons: 1
Coding region: 310-834 (174 amino acids)
Source: RefSeq, a predicted model, not a curated record